Thamnophis sirtalis is the source of this 520-nucleotide messenger RNA. The record is from RefSeq and is a predicted model, not a curated record. Lineage: Eukaryota; Metazoa; Chordata; Lepidosauria; Squamata; Natricidae.
AUGUAUUAUUUAUCAAACAUUGAUCAUAAUCGUUUUGAAUUGGUGAUGUACAGGCUGUACCAGAAAUACCAGGAUGAUACUACAGAAGGAGUUCUCUACAAGAUGCUCUUGCACAGUUUAGGAGUGUCCGACUUGCCAAAAGAAUUAACAGCUGACACCACCAGCACCUCUUCACCACGAGAGACUCAGCAGGCAGAGGAGAAGAAGCCAAUGGAUCUUCCAGAAAGUUUUAGAAUGAAGCAAAUUGAAGACCACAUCUACAAACAAGCCAGGAAUAGAACUGUUGAUGAAGUCCUUGAAAGGCUGAGGGAUGGGAUCCUGCAUCAGGAAAUGUGCAUGAGGGAUGCCUUCCUUGCUUAUAACAAGCAAGCUAGCGGGAAGUUGACUAAAACUGAUUUUCGCAAGUUGCUGGAGGAUAUUCAGAUGCCAAUGAGUGAUGAUCAUUUUAAUCUAUUAAUUGAAAAAAUAGGAUUCCCAGUUGGAGGCUUGAGUUAUCUUGAUUUUGUAGCAAUGUUUGAAG